This is a messenger RNA of Notolabrus celidotus (New Zealand spotty), 2800 nucleotides long. It is a transcript of the gene ptger4b, whose product is annotated as prostaglandin E receptor 4 (subtype EP4) b. Lineage: Eukaryota; Metazoa; Chordata; Actinopteri; Labriformes; Labridae. The record is from RefSeq and is a predicted model, not a curated record. Gene Ontology annotation, molecular function: prostaglandin E receptor activity. Bases 410 to 1750 code for a protein of 446 amino acids. Gene Ontology annotation, cellular component: plasma membrane. Gene Ontology annotation, biological process: positive regulation of cytosolic calcium ion concentration; inflammatory response; adenylate cyclase-activating G protein-coupled receptor signaling pathway. The transcript has 2 exons.
CUACACUGGUUCAGACAGACAGCUCAUAUUUAAAUGAAGCGCAGAGGAGGAGCUGCCUUCAGUGGCCCCGUGAAGAGAAGACUUCCCUGUCAGUUGAGAGAGUGACAACAACGUAAAGUGUAGCUGGCAGAUUCGGAGCAUGCAAAACUUACCAACUAAACUACUUGACUGAUCAUCUUUUCUCUGAGGACUUCAGUGUUUUUAUUUUAAAUCAAGAAUUGAGCGGACUAUGGAGCUUGAAUUCUGUGCGUAGAAGGAACAUUUUGGAAACUAUGGAUUGGCUUGUUGUUGGAGAGCCCGGUGAGCGCGCACUAAUGGACAGCGUCACAACUUCGGAAGUUACAAAGAAACCAUUUCUCAGUGUUUAACUGUGAAAGAAAAGAAGAAAGAGAACGAAAUCCCUGCAGAUAUGAACUCCACGACAUCCACGGGGAGAUUCCAGCCGCCCACCAUCCCGGCGAUCAUGUUCAUUUUCGGGGUGGUGGGGAAUGUCAUCGCGAUAGUGGUACUACGGAUCUCCCGAAAGGAACAAAAAGAGACCACUUUUUACACCCUCGUGUGUGGCUUGGCGGUGACGGACCUCCUGGGCACACUGCUGGCCAGCCCAGUCACCAUCGCCACCUACAUGAAGGGCGAGUGGCCAGGCGGGGAUUCGCUGUGCCAGUACUCCGGCUUCAUACUGCUCUUCUUCUUCUUGGUGCAGCUGAGCAUCGUGUUCGCGAUGUCAGUGGAGAGAUUCUUAGCCAUUAACCACGCGUAUUUCUACAACGAGUACGUGAACCAGAAACUUGCUGCACUCAGUCUCGUGGGCAUUUACAUUUCUAACAUUGUGUUCUGCGCAUUGCCCAUCAUGGGGUUCGGCAAGGUGGAACGGCAGAGGCCAGGGACCUGGUGCUUCAUUGAUUGGCAUAACAACGAGACAGCUGUGGUGACUUUUAAUCUGAUGUACGCAGGUGUGAAUGCAGUUAUGGUUCUUGCAACUGUAAUAUGUAACGUGAUGGUGUGCGGAGCUCUGAUCCUGAUGCACAAGCGCUUCCUCCGACGCACGUCUCUGGGCACAGACAACAGGCGCAUCGCGGAGUUCAGGCGCAGACGGAGUUUUGGACGUUUAGCUGCUGCAGAGAUCCAGAUGGUGAUUCUGCUUAUUGCUACCUCUGCUGUGGUUCUCAUCUGCUCCAUACCUUUAGUGUUGAGGAUCUUUGUGAAUCAGCUGUACAGGAACCAGAAAGAAGAGCCUUUAGGGUUGAAUAAAGACCUGCUUGCAAUCCGCAUGGCCUCUGUCAACCCCAUCCUGGACCCCUGGAUUUACAUCCUGCUCCGAAAGACAGUGGUCCUCACGCUGAUGGAGAAAAUCAAGUGCCUGUUCUGCAAAAUGGGCGGGCGGGGAGGAGGGAACGGCAUGCAGUUCCGCUGCACCGACAGACACCUCAGCUCCUCCAUCGUCUCCAGGGAUUCUCACUCUCUGGUGUCCCGUGAAAUGCCGGAAAUAGUGAACACCUCACAGACUUUCUUGUACCAGUCUGAGGGGAAUACAGCAGGGUUGGACUCAUUUAAAGCAGGGGCACCAGAUGCACAGACGUUACAGGGCCCAGAGGAGGUCAGAGAAGCUCAGAUGAAGCUUUUACACACGAAUUUAGGAGACUCAAAACUAGGAAGGACUCUGAAAGAGCCUCCAAUGAGCAUCGAGGACCCGUCUUUACAUGUGACAUUUACAGGCGAGACUGCAAACACACUGGAGAAAUGUAUAUAAGUCAGAAUGAUCUCCAACAAACUGUGAUAGAGGUGUCUCUGCACAAAGACAGGAACUAAGGAUUCCUCUGCAAAGACAUCAGAAUAACGGACAAGCAUGUGAAGACUGAAUACUCAUCCAUCAAUGUGUAGAUAUUUCUUGGACUGUUGAAAAAAGGCUGCUGAAAAAUGCAUUAAAGGCCUGGUGUCAGUGUAUUACUCCUCCAUCAUCACUUUCUGCAAAUACCUUAUCUGUAAAAACUGAAACAAUCACAGCUGUAAAAACUAUAAAGAACAGCGUGACGUUGUUGAGGAGACUUUUUUCUGCACUUUUUGAAUUCUAAAACCACUGCUAGAUUGUCUGUAACAUUUCUUUUUGUUGCAUAGUGACAACCCGCACAUUGACUGUAAAGAAUUCAUGACAAAAUGUGAACCAUGAUGUUAAUUUAUUCUACUAUUCUUCUCUGUGAGAAGGUCCAGAUAGUUUGGAGCCACUUUGAAUCAGUACCAGAUGUAUAUGUCUAUGGUGUUCUGUUUUUAUGAGUACAUAGAGACAUCUUCAAUUAAUUAGGUCAAACUGGUUGACAUAGCAGCUCUGGCAUCAAAGCUAGAAUCAUGCCAUCUCCUGCAUUUCAUAAUAAAAGGCAGCUACACUUUGGCUUUUUCACGAUACAGACACUGGAGGAUUGUAGGAGGCUCCCAAAGUUAUGAGAUGAAAUAAAUGUGUCCACCUACUGUUUUCAGGCCAUUACUUUUUAAGGAUCAAUCCAGCAUCGUAUAUACCUUAAUGUUGUGUGAAAAUCCUCUCAUCUAAUCUGAUUUUAUUGGGCAGUUAAGAAAAGUGCAAACUAUACACUUUAAAGGUAUUGCAUUAUUUUUAAUGGAUCUGCCAGUGUUACGCUCCAUUACUACUAUUGCUCCUAUAAAGAUUGAUGCAAACAUUGUACUACAAUAUCAUUUUUGUGAACCGCCAGUAAUAAAUCUUUCCAAAUCGUGUGCACUUUUGUGACUGUUGUUGUACCAAACUCAUGAAUAAAGUGAAAGUAAAAGUUGGUGAACUUUCUUAAUCAUU